Caenorhabditis sp. 36 PRJEB53466 is the source of this 2213-nucleotide messenger RNA. The record is from the annotation of a GenBank genome assembly. NCBI's taxonomy places the organism in Eukaryota, Metazoa, Nematoda, Chromadorea, Rhabditida, Rhabditidae.
AUGAUGAUGGAAAAUGAUUAUUCGAUAAAGGUGGUGUUUUAGAUCGCGUUUUGAGGGCCAGCCGGCCAAAAAAUGGGAAAAAUGUGUGUCACUAUUAUUUACUUUUUCGAAAAUGUCCUUAACAAUGAUAACGGUCGUGUUUGAUAAUAUCACUUUUGUGCCAAUCUUCAAUUGAUUUUUUCCCCCAUGCGUCUUCUCUUAUCACUGUUCUUUUUUAUCGGAGAAACGAGUUAUCACAACCAACCACCGUCAAAAAAAAAAAAAAACCAUUUUUUCGUUCUGGAAAACAUUGCUUGUUUCUUUGUCGUGUUCCGAAUCUACUCGGCAACUAUUCGAUGAGUCAAACGUGAAUUUCACACUUUCUAAUCACUUGUAUUGUCGGUUUUUGUGACUACUACAGUAAUCCUUCGUGUCCGCCUUCAUCCAAAAGUCACACAAUAUCGAAUAAGGUUUCAGGUGGCCAAGUACCAGCCAACCGCACUUGGAGACGAUUACACGGAAGACGAUUUCGGGUGAGAUUGGCCAAAUUUGCGAACAUUUUCAAGAUGGAGGGGUGUAAACCGUGAAAAAGUGUUUGAAAAGAGUUACGGUGUGGUCCCUACCGGUUACCGUAGCCCCGAGGGUACUGUAGCUUCCCUCAAAACCCGCCAUAACUCCUUUCUCUCUCUCUCUCAUUAGCCGCUCUGGCUCUUUUUCGCGUGAAAGCUCUUGAAAGUGACUGGUCUGUUACCAUCCAAGUGGAUUACGUACUCUCUCUCUCUCUCUCUCUCUCUCUCUCUCUCUCUUUCGUCGAACACGCAGACCAGCACUCAAAGAUAAACAAACAAAGUUGUUGGCAGGAGAGCCGCCAAUGAAUGACCGGAUAUAUGCCCGCGAGAGAGAGAGAGAGAGAGAGAGAAAGAUAUUGUGCGCUUUUCUUGACAAAAGAGCCAUAAUGUCUCUCUUUUUCGCUUGUCAAAUUUUGUUAAAGCCGUUAAUAUCAGUUUUUAUUGUUUUUGAAUUGAAGCAACUUUGAACCAGAAUUGUAGAGCCUAGAAACGUUCAAUCGUUCUAGAAAAUUUUUUGGAAAAUCUUCACAUCUUGUACUGUAUUUUUGUAGUUGACACAUUUUUUGUAGGACCAAUCCCUGGAGUACUGUAGCUUCUUGAAGUUGGACUAAGUUGAAAGACUAUAGCUUUUAGAGAUAACUUCCACGAGCUACAAUACUCUUGAGAGUGGUCCAAAUAGAAAGUUGUCAACUAAACAAAUAAAGUUCAUAACUUGCACUUCUAUUUUGUAGUUGACAACUUUUUGAUACAGCUGAUUCCUGGAGUACUGUAGCCUCUGGAAGUUGAUAAUAGCCAGACAUUCGAACUCUAACUUCCAACAGCUACCGUACACCAGGGAUUGGCCGUACCAAAAAGUUGUCAACUACAAAGAUAUAGUACUAGAUGUGAAGAUCUCACAAAGCAAAUUCUGGACCUCUAGGCCAUCGUAGAAGUCUACAAUAUCAGUUGAAAGUUGAUAAACUUUUUUGUCAGAAUUGAUUCGCUCCACAAUCAAAAAACCGUAAUUUCUUCCUCAAUCCUACCUCAGCAGAAUUUUCAAAUUCCAUCCCAAAAAAUGCUUUCCUUUUUUUGCUGUCGGAUGUCUGGUCGCUGUCCGAAAUUAGCUAUUGGGGUGGCGGCGGCGGCGAAAGCUGCUGGAAACAUCAAUUAUAGACACUUGUUUUUUCCCCUCUUUUCCCUUGUUUUCGACUUCCUCUGCCUCCACUUUCCCUUUUUCCACCCCAUUCUGAAAUCCUCUGAAAUCCUCUGAAAUCGCGCCCAGAAACGGUAACUUUCCGUCUUCGCCACCCCGAAACUUUCCGCCGGCGCUCUUGUAUACGCCGUGCGUCACGCGCACAUCUGCCGCUUCCGUGGCGCAAUAGGCAGCGCGUUCGGCUGUUAACCGAAAGGUUGGUGGUUCGAGCCCACCCGGGAGCGAAACGGUUUUGCCACCCUUUUUUUUAUUGCAGACCCGGCGCAAAAAUGCUGCGAGGACCGGGACAAAAAUCCUCGGAUCCGUUUCAGUUCGUCGCCGUCACCAAGGGCGGUGCGGACAUGGCCGAAACGGCGAAAUCGACGCUGCAACUGGCGCAACAGCAGAAGGUGCAGAGGGAGAAGAUUCUGCAGGGACAACGACAGUCGGUGAGUGUUUCGAGGGUGAAAAGCGGAAAUAUUAUCGUUUUAUAA